AUGCUGAAAAAAAAAUCUUCUGAGGAAAAGUCUGAAACUAAUAUUCAACAACAAGUUCAAGAAAUCAUUGAAAGCACAAAAAAAGAAUUUGGUGAGGAUUCAGUCAGCACCUUAGAAGAAAGUGGCUCGCGAGACGUAAAUGUUUUACCAACCGGAAGUUUUUUCCUGGACCAAGCAACCGAAAAAGGUGGCUAUAUUUACGGAACUAUUGUCGAAAUAUUUGGUCAGCCCGGUAUCGGCAAAACUACUUUAGCUCUUCACGCAGUAAGCGAAUGUCAAAAACAAGGAAAAAUAGCCGCUUAUAUCGAUUUAGAGAAUAAGUUAGGAAAAAAUAAUGAAUAUGCCAAAAACAUUGGUGUAAACUCUAAGGAAUUAAUUAAGUUUGAAGCAAGGGGCGGAGAAGAAGUUUUUGAUUUCAUUGACAAGAAAAUUAAGGAAGGAGUAAGUUUGUUUGUUAUCGAUUCAGUAGCCGCUUUGGUCUCAAAAACUCAUUUAGAAAAGGGUCCGGAAUCACAAGGAAUCGCUUCUAAAGCCCGGUUGAUUUCCGAAAGUUUAAGGAUUAUGCUGAGACCCAAGGAGAGAAUCCAAAAAGGCACCGAAUACAUUGGGAUAAAAACCCAGGCUAAUAUAGUCAAAAACAGUUUUGGCUCUCCUGGUAAAAAAACCGACUUGGAAAUCAUUUUCUCCCAAGGCAUUCAAAAAGAGCGGGAAAUUAUUGACUUCGCCACUGAUUCAAACAUCAUUCAAAAAAGCGAAAUCGAACAAAUGGUCGCCCAAAACUUUGCCACUCCUGCCGCUUCUCCUGACAACGCUUAA
Messenger RNA from Entrophospora sp. SA101, 816 nucleotides. Lineage: Eukaryota; Fungi; Glomeromycota; Glomeromycetes; Entrophosporales; Entrophosporaceae. The record is from the annotation of a GenBank genome assembly.